Molecule: messenger RNA, 1590 nt
Organism: Oryza brachyantha (malo sina)
Lineage: Eukaryota; Viridiplantae; Streptophyta; Magnoliopsida; Poales; Poaceae
Product: putative nuclease HARBI1
Exons: 2
Coding region: 359-1549 (396 amino acids)
Source: RefSeq, a predicted model, not a curated record
CUUGAAGAAAUAUAUUAUUUUUUAAAGUUUGAAUUAGCUAGCAACCGUUGAGCAUGUCUACCUCAACUAGCCGUUAGUAGUACAUUUCAAGUUCAUAAUAUAAAUAGCUCCAGGGCUUGUAUCAGGUAGCACCGUUCACUUCACUUUCUCUUUCUGUUUGCUCAUCAAAAGAAGCUUGCUUGCAUCAUUUUUGGAGAAUUAGCUUGCUCAUCAUUUAGCCAACACAGCUAUACAUCAUCACUUGCUCCUGGAACAACAAGGUUAGCACUUGUUCAAGUUGUACAAUAAAAUCGUUAGUUUUCAUAGGAAAUGUUAUGAUUUUUACUCUCUUAUAUUGAUUUAUUUACUUCCAGACACAAUGUAUCCAAGCUACCGACGUAGGUCAAAUAGUGACGAUGAGUUCAUUCAUUUUGUUUUGCCUACCUUAGAAAAUUCAUCACAAUCAUCUUCUACUAGGAGAUCAAUGCACACAUCAAAACUUUCAGGGGGUUGUCGUGUUCAUGAGAUUUUAGCUGGACAUGAAAGAUUAUGUAAAAGGAACUUUCGCAUGGAAGUUGGCAUUUUUCAUGCACUAGUCGACAAGUUGCGUGAGAAAGGGUACCUAGCUAACACAAUAUAUGUUUCAGUGGAAGAGCAAGUUGCUAUAUUCUUGUAUGCAGUAGCAAAAAAUGCAACCAAUGAAACACUUCAAGAUUGGUUUCAGCAUAGUCCAGACACAAUACAUCGAUAUUUCAAAGCAGUGUUGAAUGCAAUAACAAAUCUUACAUCUGUCUACAUUCGUGCACCUUCCCUGCAUCCACAUCCAAUCUUGAGCAAGCCACAGUUCUACCCUUUUUUUAAGAAUUGCAUUGGUGCUAUAGAUGGUACUCACAUCCCUAUGAAACUUCCAUUGGAUGAGCAAGAGCCAUACAGAAAUAGGAAGCAAACAAUCUCACAAAAUUGUAUGGUUGCUUGUGAUUUUGAUUUGAAGUUUGUGCAUAUACAUCCUGGAUGGGAGGGGUCAGCUUCAGAUGCAAGGGUUUUGCAUGAUGCACUUAACCAUGGUUUUGAAGUUCCAAAUGGUAAAUUUUAUCUUGUAGAUGCUGGUUAUGCAAAUACACCCCAAUUUCUAGCUCCAUAUCGUGGUACUAGGUAUCAUUUAAAAGAACAAGGAAGAGCUCGCCAAAGGCCACAAAAUUAUAAGGAAUUAUUUAAUCUUCGACAUGCUCAACUUCGGAAUCAUGUUGAGAGAAUUAUUGGCAUCUACAAAAUGAGAUUUCCUAUACUAAAAGUGGCUUCACAUUUUCCAAAAGAAAAACAGGUUGACAUAUCUGUGGCUUGUGCUGUUCUACAUAACUUUAUACGCCUAUACAAUGGAGAUAUGACUUGGCCUAGUAAUGCUACCAUGGAUAUUGAUCAAGAGCAGAUUAUUGAUGUGCCAGAUGGAGACCAUAACUAUCAGGAUGAUAUUAAUGCAUUUAAUUUCUCUAGGGAAGCAGGAAAUCAAAUGCGAGAUGACAUAGCACGACAAAUGUGGGAUCAGUACAUAUCCCGAAGGACUUCAAGAUAGGAAUAUAUUGAUAUGGCAUGCAAGUUCUAUUACCGUCCAUG